Molecule: messenger RNA, 4755 nt
Organism: Chelmon rostratus (copperband butterflyfish)
Lineage: Eukaryota; Metazoa; Chordata; Actinopteri; Chaetodontiformes; Chaetodontidae
Product: NLR family CARD domain-containing protein 3-like
Exons: 14
Coding region: 241-4053 (1270 amino acids)
Molecular function (GO): protein binding
Source: RefSeq, a predicted model, not a curated record
ACAGCACAAACCAGAGCUGCUGGACCGGAUGAUGAACCCCGCUCCAGUGAGGACAGCCUCUUCAACAUAAUACUUCACCCAUUCACACACACUUUCAUUCGAGCUUUAAACAUUCACACGCUGACGGCUCAGCAUCAGGACCAGUUUGUAUCGACGGAUGUGGUGGAGUACAAGCAGGAAGCAGCCUAAAGUGGAAAUACUCAAAUCAAAGUGUGUGUGAGCUGAUGUGAGUUCAGCAGCAUGAAUCCACGUGAGGACAGAGAGGAGGGGGUCCGUCCCUCUGAAACCGGUCUGUGGGGGGGACAUGACGGCCAGACCAAAGCUCAGAGGCCAGAGCAGCAAGACACACCAGACUCUGCUGGACCUGGACCUGAGCCUGGACCUGAGCCUGGACCUGAGCCUGGACCUGAACCCAGCUGUGUGUCCUUAAGGAGUAACUUCUCCAUGGAUCCACCACUUCUUUUCAAAGGACGAGCUUUACCAAUGAGAGAGCCAGAGCAGCAGGACACGCCAGACUCUGCUGGACCUGAACCUGAACCCAGCUGUGUGUCCUUAAAGAGUGACGUCUCCAUGGAACAACCACUUCUUUUCAAAGGAGGAGCUUUACCAAUGAGAGACCCAGAGCAGCAGCACACACCAGACUCUCCUGGACCUGGACCUGAACCGGAGACUGAACCCAGCUGUGUGUCCAUAAAGAGUGACGUCUCCAUGGAUCCACCACUUCUUUUCAAAGGACGAGUUUUACCAAUGAGAGAGCCAGAGCAGCAGCACAACCCAGACUCUGCUGGUCCUGGACGUAGACCUGAGUCUGGACCUGAAGCCAGAUGUGUGCCCAUCAAGAGGAAAAGUUCAAAUGAGUUAAUUACUGCAUUGAAACAAAGACGUUUAUCUGACACAAAGAUCCAUCAGAGACGAGACUCUGCUGGACCUGGACUCGCCUGUGUCUCCUUCAAGAGUGAACCGUCAAAUAAUCACCUCAGAAAACCCUCCACUGCAAAUAGAGUCCACCAGAAGAGCUCAGAGGUUCCCAGUGGUCAGUCUGCCCAGCAGCAUCAGACUCACCUGGACUCCAUAUUUAUGCUGCUGGAGGAGAACAUUGUCACUUUUGUGAAGGACGAGCUGAAGAAGAUGAAGAAGGUUCUGAGUUCAGAUAACCCAGAGAGUCAGAGGGAGGAUGAGGAGGUGUCGGAUGGUGAGGAUGAAGAGCAGAAGAGGAGCAGCAGAGAGGCAUUUCUGAAGAUCACACAGCACUUCCUGAGGCGGAUGAAGGAGGAGGAUCUGGCCGACUGUCUGCAGAGCAGAAGUCCUGCUUCCGGUUAUGAAGGUAAACUUAAAUCGAACCUGAAGGAGAAGUUCCAGUGUGUGUUUCAGGGGGUUGCUAAACCAGGAAACCGGACCUUCCUGAAUCAGAUCUACACAGAGCUCUUCAUCACAGAGGGGGGGACUGGACAGGUCAAUGAUGAACAUGAGGUCAGACAGAUUGAAACAGCAUCCAGGAAACCACACAGACCAGAAACAACAAUCAGACAUGAAGAUGUCUUUAAACCCUCACCUGGAAGAGAGGAACCAAUCAGAACAGUGAUGACGAAGGGCGUGGCUGGCAUUGGGAAAACAGUCUUAACACAGAAGUUCACUCUGGACUGGGCUGAAGACAAAGCCAACCAGGACAUACAGUUCGUGUUUCCCUUCACCUUCAGAGAGCUGAACGUGCUGAAAGAGAAAAAGUUCAGCUUGGUGGAGCUUGUUCAUCAAUUCUUUCCUGAAACCAAAGAAGCAGGAAUCUGCAGGUUUGAACAGUUCCAGGUUGUCUUCAUCUUUGAUGGUCUGGAUGAGUGUCGACUUCCUCUGGACUUCACCAACAAUGAGAUCCUGACUGAUGUUACAAAGUCCACCUCGGUGGAUGUGCUGCUGACAAACCUCAUCAAGAGGAAACUGCUUCCCUCUGCUCGCCUCUGGAUAACCACACGACCUGCAGCAGCCAAUCAGAUCCCUCCUGAGUGUGUCGACAUGGUGACAGAGAUCAGAGGGUUCACUGAUGAACAGAAGGAGGAGUACUUCAGGAAGAGAUUCAGACAUAAGAAGCAGGCCAGCAGAAUCAUCUCCCACAUCAAGACAUCACGAAGCCUCCACAUCAUGUGCCACAUCCCGGUCUUCUGCUGGAUCACUGCUACAGUUCUGGAGGAUUUGAUCAAGACCAGAGGGGAAGGAGAGCUGCCCAAGACCCUGACUGAGAUGUACAUCCACUUCCUGGUGGUUCAAGCCAAGCUGAAGAAUGUCAGGUAUGAUGGAGGAGCUGAGACAGAUCCACACUGGACUCCAAGGAACAAGAAGAUGAUUGAGUGUCUGGGAAAACUGGCUUUUGAGGAGCUGCAGAAAGGAAAACUGAUCUUCUAUGAAUCAGACCUGACAGAGUGUGGCAUCGAUAUCACAGAAGCUUCACUGUACUCGGGAGUGUUCACACAGAUCUUUAAAGAGGAGAGAGGACUGUACCAGGACAAGGUGUUCUGCUUCGUCCAUCUGAGUGUUCAGGAGUUUCUGGCUGCUCUUCAUGUCCAUCUGACCUUUAUCAACUCUGGAGUCAAUCUGCUGUCAGAGGAACAAGCAACUUACUUGUGGUCUGAAACCAGAAAAGACAAAUCUGUAGAGACAAGCCUACACCAAAGUGCUGUGGACAAGGCCUUACAAAGUCAAAAUGGACACCUGGACUUGUUCCUCCGAUUCCUCCUGGGUCUUUCACUGCAGACCAAUCAGACUCUCCUACAAGGCCUGGUGACUCAGACAGGAAGUGGAUCAAAAACCAAUCAGUUAACGGUCGAGUACAUCAAGAAGAAGAUUGAAGAGACUCACUCUCCAGAGAAAAGCAUCAAUCUGUUCCACUGUCUGAAUGAACUGAACGAUCGUUCUUUAGUGAAUCAGAUCCAACAGUCCCUGAAUUCAGGAAAACUCUCUGCAGAUAAACUGUCUCCUGCUCAGUGGUCAGCUCUGGUCUUCAUCUUACUGUCAUCAGAAAGAGAUCUGGAUGCAUUUGACCUGAAGAAAUUCUCUGCUUCAGAGGAGGCUCUUCUGAAGCUGCUGCCGGUGGUCAAAGCCUCCAAGAAAGCUCUACUGAGCGGCUGUAACCUCUCAGAGAGAAGCUGUGAAGCUCUGUCCUCAGUUCUCAGAUCCCAGUCCUCCAGUCUGAGAGAGCUGGACCUGAGUAACAACAACCUCCAGGAUUCAGGAGUGAAGCUGCUGUCUGCUGGACUGAAGAGUCCACAGUGUACACUGGAAACUCUCAGGCUGUCAGGCUGUCUGAUCACAGAGGAAGGUUGUGCUUCUCUGGCCUCAGCUCUGAGAUCCAACCCCUCUCAUCUUAGAGAGCUGGACCUGAGGUACAAUCAUCCAGGAGACUCAGGAGUGAAGCUGCUGUCUGCUGGACUGGAGGAGCCAAACUGGAGACUGGAUACUCUCAGGUUGGAGCCUGCUGGAGUCAGAUGGCUAGGACCUGGUCUGAGGAAGUAUUCCUGUGAAUUCACACUCGACACGAACACAGUACACAGAAGGAUCAAACUGUCGGACGGCAACAGGAAGGUGACAUAUCUGGAGGAGGAUCAGUCAUAUCCUGAUCAUCCAGACAGGUUUGACCGUUGGCCUCAGCUGCUGUCUAGAAAUGGUCUGACUGGUCGCUGUUACUGGGAGGUCGAGUGGAAAGGAGAGGUUUUUAUAUCAGUGAGUUACAAAGGAAUCAAAAGGAAAGGAGACAGUGAAGACUGCGAGUUUGGAGGGAGCGAUCAGUCCUGGAGUCUCAACUGCUUUGAUGGAGGUCGUUACACUGCCUGGCACAAUAACAACGGAACAUCCAUGACCUCCAUCUCCCCGUCCUCCUCCGCCUCCAACAGAGUAGCAGUGUAUGUGGACUGUCCUGCUGGCACUCUGUCCUUCUACAGAAUCUGUUCUGACACACUGAUCCACCUCCACACCUUCAGCACCAGAAUCACUGAACCUCUUCAUCCUGGCUUUGGGUUUGAGUUCUGGUCCAGUUCUGGUUCCUCUGUGACUCUGUGUUCUCUGUAGAAUGUAGACCAGUUGAGUCUGUACAGGAUCACAAUAGUAAUAGUUCCAAGUGCUACCAAAGGCAACUGGACUUGUGAGCCAUGGUGUUAAUCAUGUGACCUUCAUGACUCACAUGAUAGCUGGGCGAAUCUAUGAUCCUGCAAGAGGGUCAAUACCUGAGACUUCCUACUAGUUAGUUAGAAAUGAAGAAGCCUCUUGGAUGAUUGGCAAAAUGUCUUUUAGAACCAAAAGCAAGUCCAGUUGCCUUUGAAGCCCUUUGAAGAACCACGACCUGGAUGAAUGAGAAUCUUCACCGACAGUUCGUCAGUGAUCUUUGUCCAAAAUCAUUCAAAACUAGAAGGGCACUGCGAGAGCAUAUCCCUCUUUUAGGCCAGUAGUCCUCUCUUCUCACAAACUUCUCGAUCGUUUGUUCUUCGUAAAGCUCAUUUGUCCUAAUGACCUCUGGGUGAGUUCACUGCAUACAAUUCAGACUUUGAUGUUCGUACGACUAUAAUUAACUUCAUGAUAUGUGUGUAUUCCUUUUAUUCCUUGGUGGUGGUAAUGACUGAAAUGAUUGCUCAUUUACUUUGUGAACGUCUCCCACUUCCAGUCCUUUUAAAGAUGGAAGCUGUGGUCAUUGUUUUAUGGAAAUGGUAUUGACUGAACAUUUUGUCCUGUGUCGUUUUGUAUUCUGGCUCUUGUUUAAAUAAAACCAGAACAUUA